AAGUCAGUGAAAUAAAUAGGAGAGUGAGUUAAAAUUCCUGCUUUUUUAAUUUGGUUAUUAUUGGGGAUUUUUAAUAAGUGAGCUUGAAUUGAAGAAAGAUAGUCUGUGCUAGGAGAGGACUGAGGAGAGAGAGAAGAUCAAAAGAGCAAUGAAAUGCAAGCACAUCCAAGCGCCGAGUCGCAAGAUUAAUAUUGCUAGGGUUGUCUCAACUUCCAAUUCAAUCUGGAAUUUGAUAAUCGGUUCAGUUAUCCAUAUUAAUGUCUGGCAUUUGCUAUAGCAUCCGUUACUGAUAUCAAUUCGAUUAUUCAACUAUUCAUACGUUUUCACCUCUUAUUCAAUCGUUGAUCUACAACUUCUUGAAUCCUGCUAUGGAGUGUGAAAUUGCAGUUCUGAAAUACAGCAAGAGAAGCUUCAAUUGAGUUCAUAAUUAAUGGAGAUUUGAUUUGAUAGAAAUCCAUUUAUAUUGAUCUUUGGGGAUUAUUAGUUAUGGAAUCCAGAAUGGAUCAAUACGAGAUCAUGGAGCAGAUUGGUCGCGGUGCUUUCGGAGCCGCUAUUCUUGUCAAUCACAAAUUAGAGAAGAAGAAAUAUGUGUUGAAGAAGAUUAGGCUUGCUCGACAAACGGAGAGAUGUCGUCGAUCCGCUCAUCAAGAAAUGUCACUCAUUGCGCGUAUCCAACAUCCCUACAUUGUUGAAUUCAAAGAAGCUUGGGUCGAAAAGGGUUGCUAUGUUUGUAUUGUCACGGGUUACUGUGAAGGUGGAGAUAUGGCUGAGUUUAUGAAAAAGGCAAAUGGUACUUAUUUUCCCGAAGAGAAACUCUGCAAGUGGUUCACACAGUUACUGUUGGCCGUUGAAUAUCUACAUUCAAAUUAUGUCCUCCAUCGAGACCUUAAAUGUUCAAAUAUAUUUCUGACAAAAGACCAGGAGGUCCGCCUUGGUGAUUUUGGACUGGCUAAAACUCUCAAGGCAGAUGAUUUAGCUUCUUCUGUAGUUGGAACUCCAAAUUACAUGUGUCCUGAACUUCUAGCAGACAUACCUUAUGGCUUCAAAUCUGAUAUUUGGUCCUUAGGUUGCUGUAUGUAUGAGAUGUCAGCUCAUCGACCAGCAUUUAAAGCUUUUGAUAUGGCAGGAUUAAUUAGCAAGAUAAAUCGAUCGUCUAUGGGUCCCCUGCCUUCUUGUUACUCUCCUUCAUUGAAGACUCUAAUCAAGGGAAUGCUACGCAAAAAUCCUGAGCAUCGCCCAAGUGCAUCCGAGGUUCUUAAACAUCCUUACUUACAGCCUUAUGUCAGCCAAUGCCGGUCCUCCAGUUAUCCAUCUCUUGGGAAGCCAAUGUCUGCAGUUCGUCAAACACGAAAACCCAUGAUUGAAAGCCAAAAUAGUAGCAGUUCUUGCAGUGAUAAAGAUAGUUCUGUUUCAACAGAGAAGAACAUUCCAGUAAUGGUUUACUGUGAGAAUAAGGCUACUGAGACAGAUAUUACAUCUGAAGAUGACGUAGAUUACGAGAAUCCAGCUCAAAAUGAUGAAGAUCGCUGUGCUGCUGAAUGUGUGGUCAGUAUGCAUGAACAGGCCAUGAAACCUGCUAAUAGUGAGCCAAAAUCCAACAGUGAGGUAAAGCAACCAAAGAUCAUAAAAAGUAUACUAAUGACCCUCAAGGAAGGUAAAACUAGAGAGAACAGUUCUCCUAUGAGAAGCAACAGAGGAAGAGCUGUGCAAAGAACUAACAUUGAAGCAUCUCCUAAAAUCUCAAGGCCCACCAUUGUUCCUCCUACUGUCAAGCCUGGUGCUGAUUUCCAUGCAGUUGUGUCGGCAAGGACCAGUCCUGAUUCUGCAAAAAGAGUUCAUGCAUCAUCUUCUCUAAAACAUCAGUUGCCGAUUGUUGAAUCCUCGCCUAAGACUAAGCCCAGACAUGAAGUUGUUCCUUCACCUGGACCCACCAAACAAUUACCUGAAGAAGGAAUUGUUUCUAGGCCAAGGCAAAGAACUCCUCCUUCCAAUGUCAUACGACGGUCUUCCUUUUCAGGGAAAAUAAAGCAAGCAAGUCCUGAUGUUACAAACGGUGAGAUGGGUCAGGAGUCUGAGAGCAUUGGUUUAGUAAGCAAAAACUCCCCAACUCAUAUUCCACAGGAGGUGAAGCAUGAAUCAGGGAAGGCACCUCGAAGAGUAACACGAGCUGAUAGCAGCAAUUCCAUAUCUUCCUCCGUGUCCAUGCAAGCAUUUGAACUCUCUGAUGAUGCAACAACUCCUUUUGAGAGCUUAUUGCAGCAGGCUACCCAUGAUUGUGAGGUAGUGAGCCACACUGAACAGGUUGGUUCUCAUCGGCCAAGCAGUGCUUCUGCUUCCAUUUCAUAUUUUGAUAAGCCCGAAAAUAAUACCAGCAAUGCAACUUAUAAUCAGCCUGCAGUGACUGACACUGAACGCUUCGAAUUGCAACGCCCCAGCAGUGCUUCUGCAUCCAUUCUGAACCACCACAAAAUGCCUGAAAAUAGCUUUAGCAAGGCUACUCAUUAUCACGACGCAGUGACCCAUGCCCAACGGUAUGAUGUGCCAAGCAGUGCUUCUGCUUCCUGCUUAUUCCCUGAGAUUCCUGACAACAGCUCAGGUAAGGCUGAUUGUGAUCAUGGGAUAGGACACCGUGUUGAGACAGAAUCACAGCGCCCAAGCAAUGCAUCUUCGUCACAUAUGUAUCCUGUGAUGCCUGAAAAUGUUUCUGGAAUAUUUCAUCGACAUGAUGACGAAGCUGAAUUAUGCUUUGUCGAGACAUUUUCCUUUUCUUCUGGCUCUCCAUCUGGGAUAGACAAGAAUUUACCAAGAGAUAAUUAUGCACUUAGUAAACCUUCAUCAUAUAUAGAUGCCCCAGGCUCAGAUGGCAACCCCAAAUAUCAGAAUGUUGGUCCUGGUAAUGUAUGUUCUGAAGCUCAAACAUCGUCAAAUCGCGCAUGUAGGAGUUCUCAGGAAAUCUCAGAUAUGGGUUUUGGGUCUUCUGCUAAUAUGGGUGGUGAAGCUAAUGCAAUGAUGAAGCACCCAUACAGAAGUCCUGAAGAAAUGUCGGUAUGUAAAGAAUACUAUUCUCCGAACAGGUCUUGUGGUAGAUCUGAUCCUAUGCAAUGCUCAAAUCAUGUAUCUCCAUCAAGAGGUGAUGACAAGUUCACAGUAAAGGAAUUCUUAUCCACAGAGGGAGGAGAAAAUGCAGUUUCAAAUGUAUCCAAAAAGAAUCUGCAGAAAGAUAAUGAGAACAUCUUGAAUAAUACAUCACCCAAAAAUGCUCCUGGUUCGAGUUUGCCUUCAGUUUUUGAAGAUGUCGUAAAUGUCAAUCGGCGUAGUAAUUUCCGGGAUGGAAAUGAGCAGCCAUUUAAUGAAACUGUUGAGAGACAGAUUGAUGUUGGCACUCUCGUCAAUGUAAUGAGGGACGAGAGAGAUGAGAGCAACAUGAGUUGUUCACAUUCUGUGAAACCCUCAAAUAGUUCACGGACCGUGACUCCAAGAUCAGAUUCUCCAAUGAGACUAGGUCUUUCAGAACCAACUGUGGCAAACUCAGAUAUUUUACAGCAAGUAAAGCCUCAGAGUGGUACAAAGGAAGGGGAUUCUCCUUUUAAGGAAGUUAUGGAUGUUAAGUCUUUUAGACAGAGGGCGGAGGCCCUUGAAGGACUACUUGAAUUGUCCGCUGAGUUAUUGGAGCAAAGUAGACUAGAUGAGCUCGCGGUUGUAUUAAAGCCCUUUGGCAAAGAUAAGGUUUCCCCAAGGGAGACGGCCAUUUGGUUGGCUCGGAGUCUUAAAGGCAUGAUGAUUGAGGACUCUUCUCGUACUCCAUAACUUUAGUUCCACAUUCCUGCUGGUAUAGUAAUCAUUAUUCUUGGUCUUUUGUUGUGUUUUUUAGAAGAAAAACAAAUUACUUGGAACUUUUGUAGAGAUCCUACAAGUUUUCUCUGCCUUUUUUCACCAUUCUUUGGAUGCAGCAUGUUGUUGUACAUAAUGAUGAUACGGAUUCAAUAAGGUUGUGUUUUGUUUCUUUCAACUGUACCAAUAUGCUGUAAUCAUGUACUGUAUAGCACAUAUAUGAAUACCUGGAAUAUGAAUUUAUGGAGAUUCAAAACUCUGUUUUUAACCAGUUAACUAUUUUUAUGUU
Molecule: messenger RNA, 4120 nt
Organism: Spinacia oleracea (spinach)
Lineage: Eukaryota; Viridiplantae; Streptophyta; Magnoliopsida; Caryophyllales; Amaranthaceae
Product: serine/threonine-protein kinase Nek5
Exons: 14
Coding region: 487-3807 (1106 amino acids)
Biological process (GO): microtubule-based process; protein phosphorylation
Cellular component (GO): cortical microtubule
Molecular function (GO): ATP binding; protein serine/threonine kinase activity
Source: RefSeq, a predicted model, not a curated record